AUGUAUGCUGUGACUGGUAGUGAUGAGGAUGACUGUUACCGGUGUUUCCCGCCCGACCCGGGCAUUGGUACUGCCGCGUCAGGUACUAGUGAGGCUGCUGCUCUAGGUGCCAGUGCGUCUGUGCUUUCAGGUACUGGUGAGUCCGCCCUCUCAGGUACUGUGUCGGCUUCGGCCUCUCACACCUUCACCCUUGACUCUGGAGCGUCUCGCUCCUUCUUUAGGGACCGCACCACUCUCACGCCGCUGAGUCGGCCUGUUGCGGUGUCCCUGGCGGACCCCUCUGGGGGGCCUGUCCUGUCUCGCUUCUCCACUGUCCUCCCGUGUCCGGCGGCCCCCUCUGGCACCCUGACUGGUCUCUACCUCCCCUCGUUCUCGACGAACUUGGUGAGUGGUGCUGACCUCCAGGAUGCAGGUGUCCACCAGUUCACCCCUGCUCGUCAGCGGGUGACCCACUGUACGGAGGCGGAUACAGGUCGCCACCUGGCUACGUUUACACGUCGGCCGGGGUCGAGCCUGUACACAUUGACCACUGCUUCUCCUCCAGGUACUGCGUCUGGUAGGGCCCCUUCGUCUGGUCAGGUGUUUGCUGCAGCGUCCAGGUCUGGUCCUGAGUCUGCCCCUUGUUCGUGUCGUCGUCUGUCUCACGAGACCCUCCUCUGGCACCACCGCCUUGGCCACCCCUCUCUGCUUCGGCUCAGAGGCAUGGCCUCGCGGGUCCUUGUGUCUGGUCUUCCCCGGUCCCUCCCUCCCCUUCCUCCGGGCCCUGGCCCUGCCUGUGUCCCCUGUGUCGAGGGGCGCCAGCGUGCUGCCCCUCACUCCUCCCAGUUUCCUCCGACAGAGGCCCCGUUGCAGACGCUUCACAUGGACGUGUGGGGCCCAGCCCGCGUCCGUGGACAGGGUCAGGAGCGCUACUUCCUGCUGGUGGUUGACGACUACUCGCGUUACACCACAGUCUUCCCCUUGCGCAGCAAGGGUGAGGUCACUCAGGUGUGGAUCGACUGGAUCCGCGCAGCUCGUCUUCAGCUUCGGAGAAGCUUUGGCUCUGACUUCCCUGUCUUGCGUCUGCACUCGGACAGAGGCGGAGAGUUCUCCUCUGCCCUCCUGAGUGCCUACUGUCGUGUGCGAGGCAUCCGUCACACCUUCACGCUUCCGGACUCACCACAGCAGAAUGGGAUCGCUGAGCGCCGCAUUGGCAUGGUCAUGGACGUCGCUCGUACGUCCAUGAUGCAUGCGGCUGCUCCCCAUUUUCUGUGGCCGUUUGCGGUCAGGUACGCUGCGCACCAGAUCAACCUCCACCCCAGGGUCUCUCGACCGGAGACCUCCCCAGCUCUGUUGUGGACGGGGAAGGUUGGCGAUGCGUCGGCGUUCCGGGUCUGGGGAUCUCGGGCGUUUGUUCGCGACCUGUCUGCGGACAAGCUGUCCCCUCGUGCUUCUCCCUGCGUCUUCCUCGGGUUCCCCCCCGACGCCCCUGGGUGGCAGUUUUACCACCCCACCUCUCGACGUGUUCUGUCCUCCCAGGACGUCACGUUCGACGAGUCGGUACCCUACUACCGCCUCUUCCCCUACCGCACUCCGUCCCUCCCCCCACCCCCGCUCUUCUUGGUACCAGGUCCCCCCCCAGUAGUCCCCCUCCCCCCUCAGGGUCCUGCCCCUUCAGGUGUGUCUCAGGUAGACGCGGUCGAGCCUGUCGAGGUCACUGGUGACUCCGGUGCUGCUGCGGGAGCUGAGCCUGGGGGUGCUGUGCCUGGGGGUGCUGAGCCUGGGGGUGCGGAGUCUGGGGGUGCUGGGCCUGGGGGUGCUGAGCCUGGGGGUGCUGUGCCUGGGGGUGCUGAGCCUGGGGGUGCUGUGCCUGGGGGUGCUGUGUCUGGGGGUACUGAGCCUGGGGGUGCUGAGCCUGGGGGUGCUAAGCCUAGAGGUGCCGAGCCUGGAGGUGCUGUGCCUGGGGGUGCUUCGUCUCGCCGGGAGCCGCUCUCUCCACAGGAGCUGCGUGAGUGGUUUGCCCGGCGCUGGAGGCGUGCCGCUGGUGCUGGUGGUUCUUCGGCUGCGGAGGGCGCUGCUGCCACGCGACCUGGCGGUGCUCGUCCUGUGGGUGCUGGAGCUGCUGGGUCUGAGGGUUCUCCUGGAGCUGGUCCUGCUGAGGACGUUGGCGCUGAGCCUGCGGUUGGUGGUCCGACUGAUGGUGCUCCUGGUGCUGCUGCUGGAGGUUCCGGAGCUUCUGGUGGUUCUGCUGGAGGUGCUGCUGGAGUGGGUGCUCCGGCCGGAGCUGCUGGUUCUGUUCCUGCUGUUUCUGGCGUCGCCGCGCGGUCUCGACCGUACUUCGUUCCGCUCCUGGAGCAGGUUCUUGGUCUUGCUCCUCCUCCUCCUCCCUUAGAGGGUCCGCAGCCUGUCCGGUCACAGCCACAGCUAGAGCCUGCCUCCCCUUUGCCUGCUCCUUCUCCCUACGCUGGUCCGACUGGAGGCCUUACUGAGCGUCGUGAGCCUGCGUCUCGUCCUGCGUCGCCUGUUCGUACUGAGCGCGCUAGUGGUCGCGGGUCGCGUCAGCGUCCUCCUCCUGUCCCUGGCACGCACCGGAUGUCACUGCGUCCGUCCACUGCUCCUCUGCAUGCCCCUUUGCCUUCUCCUCCUGCUUCCUCGCUUCCUGCUCUUGCCGACCCGGAGUCGGACUCUCUUCGUGCUGCCAGUCCUACUGUCACGCGUCUCCUUGCUACUGCUGUCACUGACCCUUCCUUCGAGUCGUCUGCUGCGUCUGCCCUUGUCACUGAGCUUGUCGACUUUGCUGCGCGCUGUCGUCUAGACUACGCUGCUCGUCUUGUCGCUGAGUCUGAUUCCGCCUGUCCUCCGUCCGUCGGGGGUGAGUGUGCCCUUGGCACGGACGUCCUAGAGGACAGGCAGGAGGAGUUCCAGUGUCUAGCCGCUGCUUCACCUCGUCUCGCGUCUGUACUGCUAGCCCCUGAGGGAGACCCGGAUGCACUAGACAUCCCGACUCCGCGUUCUUACGCGGAGGCCGUAGAGGGUCCCUACUCCUCUCAGUGGCAGGCAGCUAUGGAUGCAGAGAUGGCUUCCUGGAAGUCCACAGGCACCUACGUUGACGCGGUUCCCCCUCCUGGGGCGAACAUCGUCAGUGGCAUGUGGAUCUUCAGGGUGAAGCGGCCGCCGGGCUCGCCGCCUGUCUUCAAGGCGCGUUACGUGGCUCGUGGCUUCAGUCAGCGGCAGGGAGUUGACUACUUUCAGACCUUCUCUCCCACCCCGAAGAUGACCACUCUUCGGGUGCUGCUGCACAUUGCCGCUCAGCGCGACUACGAGCUUCACUCUCUCGACUUCAGCACUGCGUUCCUGCAGGGUAGCCUGCACGAGGAGAUCUGGCUGCGCCGUCCGCCUGGCUUCACUGGGACUUUCCCUCCUGGCACCCAGUGGAGCCUCCGACGGCCAGUCUACGGUCUCCGCCAGGCACCGCGUGAGUGGCACGACACACUGAGGACUACGCUUGCGGCUCUUGGGUUUGCUCCUUCUACUGCUGACCCGUCGCUGUUUCUUCGCACCGACACUUCCCUGCCGCCGUUCUACAUCCUCGUGUACGUCGACGACUUGGUCUUUGCCACAGCGGACACUGCUGGACUCGCCUACGUGAAGUCCGAGCUGCUGAAGAGACACACGUGCACAGACCUGGGUGAACUGCGCAGCUACCUUGGCUUGCAGAUCACUCGGGACAGAGCACGCCGCACCAUUACCCUGACUCAGUCACACAUGGUGCAGCAGGUCCUUCAGCGCUUCGGCUUCACGUACUCCUCGCCUCAGGCCACUCCUCUGCCUACUCGCCACUCACUCUCAGCUCUGCCUUCGGAUGAGUCCGUAGAGUCGAGUGGUCCGUAUGCAGAGCUUGUUGGCUGCCUCAUGUACCUGAUGACCUGCACACGACCUGACCUUGCAUACCCUCUGAGCAUCCUUGCACGCUAUGUUGCUCCUGGGAGACACCGACCAGAGCACAUGGCUGCAGCGAAGAGGGUAUUGCGCUACCUGUGCAGUACGUCGGGCAUGGGGCUAGUGCUUGGAGGGCGGAGUCCAGUGGUCCUUACUGGGCACGCAGACGCUUCUUGGGCUGACGACCAGGCUACGCAGCGGUCGUCACAGGGUUACACCUUCAGCCUUGGUUCCGGCUCUGUCUCGUGGCGGUCUACUCGCUCGUCUUCGGUUCUCGGCUCCAGUUGUGAGGCUGAGAUCUACGCCGGGGCCAUGGCUGCACAGGAGCUUCGCUGGCUCACCUACCUGCUGACUGACCUUGGAGAGCUGCCUCGUUCUCCUCCAGUGCUGUACGUAGACAACAAGGCCAUGUUGGCCUUGUGUCGAGAGCAGCGCUUGGAGCACAGAACGAAGCACAUUGCUCUCCGCUACUUCCUUGCUCGUGAGCUGCAGCAGCGUGGUCAGUUGCGACUUGCUUACAUUAUUAUAGCUGAUGCAUGUUUGUAG
Molecule: messenger RNA, 4464 nt
Organism: Closterium sp. NIES-65
Lineage: Eukaryota; Viridiplantae; Streptophyta; Zygnematophyceae; Desmidiales; Closteriaceae
Source: the annotation of a GenBank genome assembly